This is a messenger RNA of Saccostrea cuccullata (small rock oyster), 1851 nucleotides long. RefSeq lists its product as uncharacterized. The record is from RefSeq and is a predicted model, not a curated record. Gene Ontology annotation, molecular function: protein binding; zinc ion binding; ubiquitin protein ligase activity. The coding region runs from base 1 to 1851 and encodes 616 amino acids. Lineage: Eukaryota; Metazoa; Mollusca; Bivalvia; Ostreida; Ostreidae. Gene Ontology annotation, biological process: proteasome-mediated ubiquitin-dependent protein catabolic process; protein polyubiquitination; negative regulation of translation. The transcript has a single exon.
AUGGCAACAUUAAGAUUUAGCACGCAGUGUAAAAUACGGCAGUGUUUUCAGUGCCAUAGAGAAACAGAAUUCUACUGUAAAACUUGUGAACAGAACCUAUGUCGACAGUGUAAAGAAUCACAUUCUCAAAAUUCUGAUACAAAAUAUCAUAAAUUGGUUUUCUACAUUACCUACCGUGGUGAAGAGAGCUUUACUAUACGAUGUAAAGUACGACAGUGUUUUCAAUGCCAAGGGGACACAGAGUUCUACUGUAACACUUGUAAACAUGACCUGUGUCUACAGUGUAAAGAGACACAUGUAACUGACCUAGAGACCAUAUAUCAUAAUGUUGUGAUUUACCGUGAGAAAUAUGAAAACGUUUCAAAACAAGAAAUUUGUAAAACACAUUCAACAGGAAUAUAUGAAAUGUUCUGUCUCGUAUGUAAACUUCCAAUCUGUUUCGAAUGUAAAGGACACAAAAAGCACAAAACAUUAGAUAUUAGAUCAAUAUAUAAAAGAAACCGUCAACAAACCAAAGAAAUCAUUCACAAUAUCAGAAGUGAGACCCUUUAUAACAGCAAUUACCUCCUUGGUGGAAUAAAAAAUGACAUAAAAACGUGUUUUGAGGAAAUUGCCUACCUUCAGUCAGUGACGUCAAAAAAAGCCCAGAAUCUUAAAAAGGACAUUGACACAGUAUUAUAUAAUAUUUUAUAUAAAAUGACUAAUAGAUUACCGGAUCAGCAAAGAAAAACAAAGAGACGCCUUACGAAAAUAGAAAACUAUGAACACAUAUUUGAACAUUCAGCAUAUAGUCCGAUACAGUUUCUCUUUUUCCUAAAACGAAACCGUGUCUCCAAUUUGAUGAACACUCUUGAACUUACAAAACAUGCCCUACUCUCCCAGACUGAAGAAACCAAAAUGGAUGAUGUGAAUGAAUUAGGUGAAAUUCAAAUCAUAGAAACUGGAAAAAGACAAGUAAGCAAUGAAUGUCUUCUGAAACAGAUGUCAAAACCCCUGGCACACAGAUCACUCAAAAUAAUUGGUAUAGGUCAUGUAAGUCAUAUUUCCUUUGUGUCAUACGGUCGUGUCUGGAUCAAUGAUUGCUGGGAGGACACCCUCUUAUUGACAAACACAGCAGGUGAUAGACUGUAUCACAUAACAGAUCAAAAUAUUUUUUCUGGAGUACACACGGUAAACACUUCCAGUGAUCUUAUAUAUAUAGAUAAGUAUGAUAAUAUAAAUAAACUAUCUAAGGACUACAGAAAGAAGUCAAUACUGAUAAAGAAAACAACACCAUGGGAACCACGUUGUAUCUACUGCUCUCCCUCUAACGGAGAUCUGCUGGUCGGGAUGUAUAAAUAUACAGACACAGAUGAAGGCAAAGUAGUACGGUAUAACUCAACGGGAAAACACAUACAAAAAAUAAAAUACAAAAUCUCAGAUCAGAUACCGAACUUGAUCACGAAGGUGCACAACCGAACACAUUUGAAUCUCUAUAGUAAACCGAUCUACAUCACAGAAAAUCGCAAUGGAGAUGUCAUUGUUUCUGACAUACUUCGCAGUGCUUUAGUGGUGACAGAGCAUGGAGGACGUUAUCGCUUCUCCUACAAAGGACCUCCAUCAAAAUCACGACUAGAGCCACUAGGAAUCUGUACAGACGCAUUGUUAAACAUCCUGGUGUGUGAUGCUAACAACCACACAGUACAGAUGAUUGACAAAGAUGGUAAUUUCUUGUCACUGUUACUGACACAAGACCAAGGGAUAUACUAUCCGGGGAGCCUAAGUUAUGAUUACAAAGCUCAUCUUCUCUGGGUCGGAACUAGAGUCAACAACAGAGUGCGUAUAUACAGAUACAUUGAGAGGCAGAGCUAG